This is a messenger RNA of Penaeus vannamei (Pacific white shrimp), 1265 nucleotides long. The record is from RefSeq and is a predicted model, not a curated record. NCBI's taxonomy places the organism in Eukaryota, Metazoa, Arthropoda, Malacostraca, Decapoda, Penaeidae.
UCCCCUAAUACUCUUCACUGAGUGACCCUUUCUAGUGCUUUCACAUUUUGGAAAUAUUAAUUUAACAGAAAGCUAUGUUACAGCAGCACUUUGUUAUGGAGACUUUCACCCACGCGGAUAUUUCGUCCUUUUUACUACUUUUGGACAACAUUGAUACAGAGAGCCCAGAAGUUGAAGUUGGCGAGGAAAUGGGUCAGACGGUCAGCCAGAUUGGGAACAAAUUCUUCCCCUCCAAGGAAUCUCCCCCAAAAGCAGAGGCUACAGUAGUAGUCGAAGUUGACGAAACUGAUUCAGCUGCCGUUUCCAGAAGCCCUGUUUCCUCCUCCCCGAAAUACCCCCUUGCCACACCCCGCCAACCGCUCCGGCAGACCUCCAUAACUCGAAAGUCCUCAGAAGUCUCAAUCUCAGAAACCCCGUCCAAGAGGUUUAAGGGUGACACAACAUACUUGAACUUUCCCUUCCUGUUGGAUGAGAAAACUAUUGAUUAUGUUCAGAACAAUAAAGUUAUGUUUAUCAUGAAAGGUUUGCCAGGGUCAGGCAAAUCCACCAUUGUCAAAACUAUUCAAGAGGUUUACAAGGACUCAGUGGUGUGCUCGGCAGAUUUUUACUUCAUGAAAAGUGGAAAGUACAAAUUCCGAGCAGAUAAGCUCAAGGACGCACACCAGGCUUGCCAGAACAAGGCCACUGCUUCAGCAAGUAGGGGAAUGAACGUCAUAAUUAUUGACAACACAAAUGUCCGCAACUGGGAGAUGAAAUUCUACUUGACCCUAGCCAGGGAAUACCAUUAUGUACCUGUGAUUGUGGAACCGCAGACUCCGUGGUGUAGGGAUGCCUAUGAGUUGGCCCAGAGAAAUUCUCAUGGGGUGGACGUAAGCAUCAUUGAGCCGAAGGUCAAGGGUUACCAAGAAGUUCUGCCGCUGUACUAUGGUUGGUUCAUUAAUGAAGCAGAUUCAGACUCUAUUUUAAAAAUAUCAAAUGAAUGGCUAAAACACUGCCUGCAAGUUCAAGAUUUCUUCACCGAUUUCUCGGGAGAAUGUGGACUGUCAUCAAGAGAAGAGGACCACCCAGUUGUGUCAAACUGGAAUAACAUGUUUUUAAAUUUUGUAUUUUUAUAUGUUUUACACCUGAAAUGGCCCAAUGCCCCCUUUGAGCCCAACCUGGUCAUGAUCGAUAAAAUUGCUCUCCACAAUCAGACCUCCACAAUCAACUCCAAUUCAGAAACUCCAGAGUUUAUUCAAAACUAUCCAAAUCAUGACCCAGGAUAA